AUGCGGUCCUUCCUUCUCGCAUCAUUGGCUUCGUUGGCAACUCAGCAUGCCUAUGGGCAUCCCGCUCACGCUCCACGGACACUGAGCAGACGAGCUGUGGAUCUCAAUGCAUUCCGCCAGGUCCUUGAGACAGUGUACGCGAAUGCCACCAGUGCUCAGUCCGACCCAUCAAUUACAUCCUUCAACAAGCGAGCUGACCCUGUGGACACCGCCACCGAGUUGAUAAAGGCAACUAUCCCAGGUGCAACUUUCCGUCUCGUCGAUGAUCAUUAUGUGGGCAAUAACGGGAUUGCGCACUUCAACUUCAAGCAGACCGUCAAUGACUUGGACAUCGACAAUGCGGACUUCAAUGUCAACGUUGACCGUGACGGCAAAGUGUUCUCGUUCGGGAACUCGUUUUACCAAGGCAAAAUUCCAUCGGCGUUGAGGAGGCGAGAUACUGUCGAGCCUACUGAGGCCCUGAAGACCGCCGUGCGCACACUUCAGCUUCCUGCUUCUGCCGACAAGGCCAAGGCUGAGGAGACCGAAUCCAAUGUCUACACCAUGAAGGACACCACGGGUACCGUUUCGGAUCCGGAAGCUCGCCUGGUCUACGUGCAAACAGGUGACGGCCUCGCACUCAGCUGGAGGGUCGAGACCGAUGUCGAUGUUAACUGGCUUCUCACAUACGUCGAUGCCGAGGAUGGCGAGAGGAUCCACCAUGUCGUAGACUACGGUGCCGAUGCAACAUAUGAAGUCUACCCUUGGGGCCUCAAUGACCCUACGGAAGGAGAACGUGUCACCAUUACAGACCCUUUUAACAAGGUUGCUAGCGAAUUCGGGUGGCACAAUGACGGCUCGACAUCCUACGACACCACUUGGGGCAACAAUGGUGUUGCUCAGAGUAACUGGGAUGAUCGCACAGAUUACCUGAACCUCCCACGACCGCACGAGGCAGAUCUUGACUUUGAGUACCCGUACACCCCAGAGGAGAGCGAGUGGAAGAGCUACAUCAACGCAUCCAUCACCCAGCUCUUCUACACUGCGAAUACCUACCACGACCUGCUCUACCAGCUCGGCUUCACCGAAGCCGCCGGUAAUUUUGAGACCAACAACAAUGGUCAGGGUGGUGUAGGCAACGAUUUCGUCUACCUGAAUGCUCAAGAUGGCGCAGGGUUGAACAACGCCAACUUCCAGACUCCAGUUGACGGCCAGCGCGCAAGAAUGCGAAUGUACAUGUGGAACCGGACCGAGCCAUGGAGAGACGGUGCGUUCGAAGCCGGCGUCGUCAUCCACGAGUACACGCACGGCCUCAGCAACCGUCUGACGGGCGGUCCCAAGAACUCCGGCUGCCUCAGCGUCCUUGAAAGCGGCGGUAUGGGUGAAGGCUGGGGUGACUUCUACGCCACUGCCAUCCGUCUAAAACCCAACGACACGCGCGCAACUGACUACCCCAUGGGCGCUUGGGUUUACGGCACCUCCGCCGGUCUUCGACCAUACGUCUACUCGACGAACCAGACAACCAACCCGCACAUUUACAGCGACGCGGAUGCGCUGACCAAGGUGCACUACAUCGGUACCAUCUGGGCGACGAUGCUCUACGAAGUGCUCUGGAACCUGAUCGAGAAGUACGGCAAGAACGAUGGGCCCUCGCCCGAGUUCGACAGCAAUGGUGUGCCAACAGACGGAAAGUACCUCUUGCUGAAGUUGGUAUUGGACGGCAUGGCGCUGCAACCCUGCAACCCGAACUUCGUGACUGCACGAGAUGCCAUCCUAGAUGCGGAUCUGGCUUUGACCGGUGGCGCGAAUGCUUGCGAGAUCUGGACCGGUUUCGCAAAGAGGGGAUUGGGUGAGGGCGCGAAGUACAGUUCGAGUGCGAGGACAGAUAGCUUCGAUGUACCGGAUGGUGUGUGUUGA
Molecule: messenger RNA, 1896 nt
Organism: Didymosphaeria variabile
Lineage: Eukaryota; Fungi; Ascomycota; Dothideomycetes; Pleosporales; Didymosphaeriaceae
Exons: 4
Coding region: 1-1896 (631 amino acids)
Molecular function (GO): metalloendopeptidase activity; zinc ion binding
Source: RefSeq, a predicted model, not a curated record